AUCUUCAAAAGAUAUAUAUAAUCCUCGCUUUCUGGGCGGUUUUUGAGUCUCGUCCCAAGCAAGUUAUUUGUUCACAUGAGCGUGCCAGUUUUUCUCUGGUGCCAGUUUUCACAUCGCUAUGGCAUUUGCACUGACUGCAUAAUUCGCAAGCAAUAAAGCACUGGCCACAGUUGAAUAGACUUGUAAGCAGACUGCUUGCACAAAGUGCCUUUCCCAACGACGGUUGCAAACCCCUAAAAAAAAAACACACACAACUUAUUUGUUUAGCGCCCCUUGAAAGAAAUUUCGCCAAAGUGGGUUUCAGAAGCCGGAGUUUUUCACGCCGAUAAUUUACUCCGAUUCCGGCUGAAGACAGCACUCAUGGCAUCGCCCGUCCUGUGGCUUCUUUGCAGCUUGGGCAUGUGUUUGCUGGCCCGGGCUCAAGAGCGCGACGGCUGGAGCCUCCGCCGCGGCCACGAAUUCCCGGACAAAGCGGCCGCCGUCAGCGCCGCCGCCGCCGCCUCCGCGCCCUUCGACGCGGAGGCGGACGAGGCCGCCGUGACCUCGCAGCUCGCCAAGUGGCAGGACAGCCACGCGCCCGACAAGCCGCGCGGGGUGCCGCCGCAGGACAUCCUGCGGCUGCUUCAGAGGGGGCCUCCCCCCCUGCUCGCGGCCCCCUCCUUCGACAAGCAGCAACAGCAGCAGCACGGCUCGGCCAAGGGCGGCGGUCACCUGCUGCGGCUGCUGUCCGAGCGGCGGGAGGGCAGCUUCCCCCCGCACUUCCUGACGACCAACGCCGUGGGGGUGAAGGCCGCGGGAGACGUCGGCGGGGAGUGGGGCGACGACUUCGAGGUGGGCGGCACGACGCCCGCCGGAUUCUCCUGGGGACGGGGACACUUGGACGACGGCGCGCACGACUUCGGGGACGACGCGGAGGCGGAUGAGGACGUGGAAGAGGAGGAGGAAGAAGAGGAGGAGGAGGAGGAGGAGAGGCACGAGGAGGAGGAGGAGGAGAGGCACGAGGAGGGGGAGGAAUAUCAAGAGGAGGCAGAUGAAGUGGAUGAGGAGCGUGAAGAGGAAGCGGAGGAGGAAGAGCGGAGGGAGGCGGAUGACGGGGAGACCGAGGAACGUGAUGAUGAGCAGGAGCUGCAGAGAGAGGAGACGAUCAAGGGCGGCGUGGACGAGGAUUCGCCGUACGAGGGCGAAUCUCAGGAAGCGUCCACGACCUCGCGCGAGCCGGACCGGGACAUGGAGGCCGUGGAGGCCGCGCCGACGCUCCCGGCGCUGCCGCUGCCCGACGCCACCUCUCCGGGCCACGAGGAGCCCCUGCGGCCGGGCUGGAGCGACGCGGAGAGAGCGGCCGCCGCCACCGACCGCCCGUCCGUGUGGCCGGAGGAAGCGGUGGGCACGGGACACGGCGAGACGACCCCCGAGACGUUCGCGACCGACGGCGACGAUGACGACGGGGACAACAACGACGGCAAUUUCGAGGAUGGCAAUGGCAAUGCGAAUGUAGAAGACGAGAAUGAGGGUGACAACGACCACGAGGGAGAUGACGAGGACGUCCACGAGUCCUAUCCAAGGUCGCCGACGCCGGCCGAUCCCUGGCCAGGCGCGGAGGCUUCGGAGGAGCCCGUGGCUUCGGCGCUGCCCACGGACGCCGGCGAGGCGCCGCCGGAGGUUCGCACCGUGUCCGAGGUCGAGGGUCAGCAGCGCCACGGCGAUGGCCCCACGCCGCAGCCGCAGCCGCCGUGCCCGGGAGGCGGCUGUCCCUCGGACGAGCACGGCACCAUCAUCGCCAUCAUCGUGACCGUCCUGUGCGCGGCGCUGGUGGUGGCCGUGAUCGCCGUGUGGUGCUACAAGAAGCGGCAGCAGCAGCAGUCGUCCACGUUCCAGCUCAACGGAAAGGGCCACUCGAGGCAGCGGGAAAACAUUGAGAUGCACCAGACUGUGUAGGGGCGACGUCGCGAUGGCGGUGAUGCACGGACGGUGUUGGGAGUGUUCACGUGCUACGGCCUAAAGCAUUGCGGUGGUCACGUUAGCAACGGGCGGGUUACCAGAAGUAAUUGUUCGAUUACGCCCAGGGCUUCGUUUCAGCCGAAGCUAUCCGGGGCUGAGCACCAGAAAAUAUCCCCGCCCACCCCUGGAAUAUAUUCCCCGCGAAAUUACGCCCUGGUUCGACCUAUUUCCUGUUUGUAAUCAGAUUGCCCUUGCUUAGCAUGUGCAAGUUCGUUGCUGUUAUUGGUUGCUUUCAUUGAAAGAAAUAGCCUACAAUAAUGAUUCAAGGUUUUAAACGAUUGUGGUCGCAGCUUGAGUUCAUGUCAGCACAGCAGUCAAUGCUCACCGAUCGUUCGGCAAAGCCUCCAAUAACAACCUAGAUCGGAUCAACAUAAUGUACGUUAACUCAAAGAGAGUAAUUAUAACAGUGGUCAAAUAAUACAAUCUCAUCGUUUUGAAAACACCAAAUAUAUUUCACAUUGUACAACUUCCAGGAGUCAGUAAUCGUGCUGGUUACUUAUUUGACAAAUAUUCAAACGUUUGCGGUCGGGAAACAGAAUGAGAAAUGCCACUCCAACAGAACACCAAUUCUCAAGGGACAUCUGCACUGUCACCAACUCCUUUAUCAGCCCAAUGCUUCUCAGUCAAAUGCGUUUAAUUUGUCUAGGCAUAGACUCCUCCUCUCUAUCAGUAGCCAUGUCACCCAUUACAAACACCCAGAACUAUACGCUUCAGACAAAAAACUUAAAAAAUGCAAUUGUCUAUGGCUGCACCCAUCACGUACCGAUCUUUUGACCCGGAGGUUGCCCAGUUCGAUGUCCCGGCACGUCAGUUGAAGCAACGGUGCAAGUUUCUCAAAUCGUUCCGCCUCCGUCCGCCCAGCGGUACGAAUUGGCUCUGGCCACCCUAAGUCGAUCGGCAGAGUCGCGUGUGGUGGAGUAAAGGGUGGCUGGUGUCUUCCGUCGCUUUCCAGACGUCUCGCCAGCGUGGACAGGGGUAGGCCAAAAAAAAUACCAUCCGUAGGGCUCACUCUCUAUCUCGAGCUCACCUCGAGUGGAGGUCCUGCUGCCAAUAUAUUUUCAGGGCUGCACCUUUACCUUUGACUAAAAUCGAUAUCACCACCGUGAAAUAUGUCACGCCUGACCAAAGUACGAGAACCUUCACUGGGACCCACCGGCUGUGGUUUGGUCUGCUCGCACGAGGCCCCUUUUGGAUGGAUCCGAUGGAAAGGGAGCCCACGAAAGUUGUUGCCCCGCACGAAUUCUGCACAGUGAUGCGAAUAACUUUCGAAGCAAACCGACUGUCACGUUAACCUCACAGUUGCGAUUCGCCUGCGGUCUGGAAUGCAGGGCAGAGUUGUUGGUGAAACAGCCGCUGGACUUUGAAAGGUCGGGAUAUUUUGCUUCUGAAACUCGAGCCAGAAAUCGAGAGUGGCGAAAUGAUUGUUGACGGUUUGAUUUUACCUUAAACUCCACGAGGUAUCUCAAUAACCGUCGGUUAAUAGUGCCAAGUAUCUUUAAUCACUUUUAAAUGCCUCCUUCCCAGCACUGUUUGUGGAUAAAUUAAUAGAAGUUUUGGUAUUGCAGCGUCCUGCAGUGAACGCUAUUUAAUUUGCAAGCCACGUUAACAAGCAUCUAGACAAAAUGUGCAUAGCGCUAGAUAUCUUAUCAGAACGUCACACCCAGACAUCUAAGCCACCUUCAUAAUGUGUUGAUAUUUGAUAUCAGUAUACUGUAUUGGCAAGUAAAUCUAUAUUUUUUAUACUGGUGAAAUGUUAUCCAUAAACCCAAGUCUAUAAAUGCAUAUUACUGACAAAUUAAAACCAGUUAACCACUUUAUUGUGAUGGUUGCUGAUGAAUAUGGCACAAUAUAGGUUUUUGGGGUUAGAUCGCGGAAAUAUGAAUGUGUCGUUAAACCCGCCACCACCCGACACAGCCAAUUCGUAAGGUUUACCACGCAAACAUAACAUGGCAACUAGUUACUAAUACAGCACGCCGGUGUGUUGGAAAGUAAACCCGCAACAUUUACAAUAUGUGGCUUUAUUCUCCGACACACCGGUGUGCUGUACUAGUAACUAAUGAGUGAGCGAGAGACACCGGGACGCGGUCGCGAGAAGCGACGAUGGCCGGCGGUCGAGUCUAGCGACGGAACGGCAGCCAGGGGGGAGGAGGGGAGGGAUGCCCCCAGACGACGUCCACGGCAGGGAUGGCGCAGUGGAAUCGGCUCCAGUGCGGGAGUUAGACGGAGCUGACAUCGCAAGAUUCGUGAGAGCUGGUGGCGACGGCGGCGGCGGCUUAGGGGCAGGCCUUGAUCCACCAGUGGAUAGAUCUUGACUGAGUAGUAGUUCCAUGAUUCGUUACUUUGGCCACAUCAUAAUAAUUUUUAUGACACCAAUUAACAUGGUUCAUUUGAUUCUAUUUUAUUUUUUAUUUUACCAGGUGACGCGCACUGCGCUAUACAGCUUUGUUUCAGCAGCGGACCUGGCCACAAAUAAAAGCUCAACUUAGUGGCUUGUCAUGUAGAAAUGAAUUGCAGCCAAAUACUCAAAAUGUUUGUUUCUAAAUGUUGAGAGGAAAAACCGGAGGACCCGGAGAAAAAUCCACGCGACCACGGGGAGACCACGCAAACUCCAAAUGUACAGCAGGUGCCAGAGUCGGGAUCGAACGCACGACCUUCUGCAUAGCAAGCGAGGGAGUUUAAUUCUCGUCACAGUGGCGCUGUGAAUCUACGAGGAUUGUAGCUUCACACGUUACAGUGUCAUGCCACGUGCUUUCUCAUCCCGCACAGCCACUUGCUUCGUUCUUCUAAAGUCAAAAAAUUAUAUUACUGUGCAGGGGGCAAAGAGAGUUACAUCCUGCGGUUCUGAAGUUUUUAAACGCUUGAUGGAAAUCCAUAGACUGUGGCACUGAUUAUCCCCUGGCAAAGAAAGCGAAAAUACAGUAGAAUUAAUCUUAUCUGUGGUAAUGUGGGAGAUGAUCAUCGCGGAUCUUAUUAUCUGUGGAGUUAUCUGGAAAAUGUACUCCACCUUUCCAUGGGAAAAAAUGGCUAAAAAUGCUGCACAAUGCAGAAUGCAAAAAAAUCUGCAAAUUAUUGUGGAUAAUAGGAAGCGAUAGGGUAUCAGAUAAUAUGAGUUCUACUGUAAUAGCAUUUGUUUCUUGUAAAUCACCCACAGAGGCCUCGGCAAUAGACAGGUCACGAAGCCACACGUGCGGUGCUUUGUAAUUGCGUGAUUUCGUCGGAGUUGUUCAGUGUUGUUAACACGAGGAGAUAUCGCCGAGUGUAACUUAAUUAUAUAUCCGUAGACGUUACUUUUUUGACUACUACAAGACGUGGUGUAUAAAAUGGUAGAGGGCUUAGUUAAAAUCUAUACAGAAAUGACGCUGCUUCUGUAUAUUUUAUGAGAAAAAGAAAUGUCUGUACCCUCGUGCAGAAAAUAGUGACGUGGCAUUGGUGUUGUUUUACCUUGACAUAAUGUAAAGUGUACUGCGGUGAUUAGCGAGAAUGUCUGCUGGCAGGAGUUGAGGGUUUUUGUAAAACAGGAAUCGCAUGCGAAGUGGAUUUAAGUCACAGAAUGUUUCCAUGAGAAAAAAUAUAUAUAAGCAAUCGUUAUGAUAUAGCAAUGGACAGAGAGAGUGGGUUGCGUAUGAUUGCAUUGAAGCGUUUGGCAAAUGUGAGGUCCAGUAAUAAAAUUAGCGGAAUUUAUUAAA
Messenger RNA from Petromyzon marinus (sea lamprey), 5684 nucleotides. RefSeq lists its product as uncharacterized. Gene Ontology annotation, biological process: Notch signaling pathway. Lineage: Eukaryota; Metazoa; Chordata; Hyperoartia; Petromyzontiformes; Petromyzontidae. The record is from RefSeq and is a predicted model, not a curated record.